AUGGGAAGCGAAGAGGACCCGGUGAAGAAGACUCAGGUGGUGAAUGCCCGGGCUCGAAACAUUAGUCACAAUGUUCGGUGCACUGAGUGUGGAAGCCAGUCCAUUGAAGAUUCACAAGCAGAUAUUGCCAUCUUGCUUAGAAAGUUAAUUCGUGAUGAGAUUCAUGCUGGGAAGAGUGACAAAGAGAUUUAUAAGAAGCUUGAAGAGGAUUUUGGGGAGACAGUACUUUAUGCCCCAAAGUUUGAUAUGCAGACUGCAGCCUUGUGGCUAUCACCGCUUCUGGUUGCCGGUGCUGCUGCAGGAAUUUGGGCUUAUAAAAAGCACAGACAAAAGACUAAUGUCCACAUCAUGGCGCUGAACCUUGUUAGAGGUGUUCCAUUAACCCCAAACGAGAAGCAAACCAUGUUAGACCUCCUCACACCGCCGCCUUCACGAGGAAAUAUUCCUUCCUCGUGGUGGAGGAGGUGGAGAGAACAAUGA
Messenger RNA from Prunus armeniaca (apricot), 480 nucleotides. Lineage: Eukaryota; Viridiplantae; Streptophyta; Magnoliopsida; Rosales; Rosaceae. The record is from the annotation of a GenBank genome assembly.